This is a messenger RNA of Laccaria bicolor S238N-H82, 1461 nucleotides long. RefSeq lists its product as uncharacterized. The record is from RefSeq and is a predicted model, not a curated record. The annotation marks the transcript as partial. NCBI's taxonomy places the organism in Eukaryota, Fungi, Basidiomycota, Agaricomycetes, Agaricales, Hydnangiaceae. Gene Ontology annotation, molecular function: aspartate kinase activity. The transcript has 7 exons.
UCUGCGAAAUGGCUCGUCCAAAAAUUUGGAGGCACAAGCGUCGGGAAGUUCGCAGUCAAGAUUGCUGAAGACAUUGUUUCAAAUUACAUCGACCAACAUAAGGUCGCUAUCGUCUGCUCUGCACGAUCAGGUUCAACAAAAGCCCUAGGGACUACGAACCUCCUGCUGCGUGCAUCAUCAGAGGCACUUCAGCGGCGAACCUUUUUCCAUGCGACGGUGGAGCUCCUAAGGCAGGAGCACAUCAACGCUGCACAGGCGUCUAUUCGCGAUCCAGAAAUACUCCUGGAGCUUCAGGAGGAGAUUGACAGGGACUGCGAAUGGCUUCGAAGCUACCUCUUCGCAGCAAAGAUUAUCGAUGAGAUAUCCCCAAGAUCCAAGGAUAACAUCAUUGGCCUUGGCGAACAACUGGCGUGUAAAUUCAUGACAGCAGUUCUCAGGGAUCAAGGAAUCGACGCUGAGUACGUCUCACUGGACGACGUUGUCCCUCCCUUCGACGACAGCGACGAAACAACAACACUCACACAAGAUUUCUACGACUCGCUCGCCGAUGCACUGGGCGAACGCAUCAAGCAAUGCGGUCCCCGCGUCCCCGUCGUCACCGGGUUCUUCGGCCCCGUCCCAGGCUCUCUACUCCAUCAAGUCGGGCGCGGGUACACCGAUCUUGCCUCCGCCCUGCUCGCAGUUGGUCUUCAGGCAUCAGAGCUCCAGAUCUGGAAAGAGGUCGACGGAAUAUUCACCGCAGACCCACGCAAAGUGUCCACUGCGCGCCUCAUCCCCGUCAUCUCCCCCGAAGAGGCUGCGGAGUUGACAUAUUACGGGAGCGAGGUCGUCCAUCCGUUCACUAUGGAGCAAGCUAUUAGACGUAAGAUCCCCAUAAGGAUCAAGAACGUCGAGAACCCUAGUGGUGGUGGUACAGUUAUCCACCCUGACACAGACGCAGACUCGGAGCCUGCGUCUCCCAAGUCAUCAUCGCUUGUGGAACGCAAGCGGCUUCCGACAGCCGUUACUAUCAAAGAGCACAUCGUAGUGCUCAACGUCAAUUCCAACAGAAAGAGUGUUUCUCAUGGUUUCCUUGCAGGGAUCUUUGGCACACUUGACCGAUUUGGGGUUGUGGUGGACUUGAUCAGCACCAGUGAGGUGCACGUCAGUAUGGCCAUUGAAGACGGGCUAGCCAAGAAGUUGCUCGAUCGACUGAUCAAAGAGCUCAAGAAGAGCGGGACUGUCUCCAUCCACCGUGAGAUGGCCAUCCUCUCGUUGGUAGGGAAGCAGAUGCGCAAUAUGGUCGGCAUCGCAGGGAAGAUGUUCUCCACCCUCGCGCAGGGUAACAUCAACAUUGAGAUGAUCAGCCAAGGAGCGAGCGAGAUCAACAUUUCAUGUGUUAUUGAGGGGAGAGACGCGAUGAAGGCUUUGAACCUCAUUCAUCAACGGUGUUUGCAGGUUGAGCCAGAGGGGCCAAGAGGG